GAUUGUAUCUUGAAAGAAGCCGACAAAAGGAACAUACAACUGUACGGCGAUGAUGUGAUUUACACCAUAUUGUUCCUCAAUUUCAUUCAUUGCAGCGGCAUUUCCUUCAAGGAGAGCACGAGGUAGUCGGAACAGGGGGUUGGGGUAUUGACCUGGUCCACCGCUGAGAUGUGAGACGGCAGCUACAAACAGGUGUACACCAAUCCGGAGUGAUGAAAAGAACAACUGAAACGCAAGACUGUAUUGGGAUCUAUCUGGGUUAUUCGCCUGGACUGAGGAUUGUCUAUUUCUUCCUUCACCCUCCUCUGCCCGGUGUGUGUAGAUAAUGGAGAGUUCGCAUGGCUCCACCAGCGAAACCAAGCAAAGCCACCAGUUGGAAAAGAAACGGCUGAACAGGGCGCCUUCACCCGCGAGACCUUUCCUUAAGGAUAUUCACUCCAGGUCUUCCAAACCGCUGGCAAUCACUCCUAAAUCCCCCAAACUCACAAGCAAGCAGCAGCCUUCCGCGGGGCUCUUGGCCACCCAAAGCCGCCUCUCCAGACGCACCGCUCCUGCAGCAAAAGACAAGGCAGUUCCGUUAAAAAGUAGCACUAAGUCUACGGUAACUAAAAAGGGAGUAAAGCCCACCCAACAUGGGAAUUCAGAACAGAAAGUGAUCAGCAAGCAGGGCGAUUCUAGCCAACAUAUUACUAAAGGUAAAAAGGGUAAAAUCUCCCAUCUCGUUCAUGGUUCAUUCGGCCAUGGCUCCCCAAUCCGUGUUCCAACGGGAGGCAGCCUCGGAAGGGUCAGUCACACUGACAGCAGUUCGGAUUUAUCAGACUGCCCCUCUGAGCCUCUGUCCGACGAGCAAAGGCUCGCUCAGGCGGCAAGCAGUGAUGCCGAAUCCGGCACCGGCUCUGGGUCCAGCGAUCGAGACCAGCUGGCGGAUAAUCCAAUGCAGGGAGCCUCAUCUUCAGAGACGCAGGAAGGUGCUCAUGUCUCGCCGCGUACAGGGGAACAGUGCGCGGCAUCAUCAGGUUUGGCGAAGGAGCGAUCAACCCACGGGGUACUUUUGCAAAAAAAGUGCACGGUGGAAUUGACGGAUAGAUUAAAGCUCGGUCUGAAACCAGAAAACCAAAAAGCACAAUUACAAUACACACCGGAAGACAGCAAGGAGUUAAUUGAAGAGGAUUUGCUAAGGGAAAUUGAAGAUCUCCGUUCGGAAAAUGACUAUCUCAAGGAUGAGGUGGACGAACUGCGGGCGGAGAUGGAGGAGGUGCGGGACAGCUACCUGGAGGAGGAGGUGUACCAGGGGCAGGAGCUGCGGAGGGAGUUGGACCGGGCCAACAAGAACUGCCGAAUUCUGCAGUACCGGCUGCGCAAGGCCGAGCAGAGGAGCCUCCGCGUGGCCCAGACCGGACGAGUGGACGGGGAACUGCUGCGGAACCUGGAGCAGGACCUGAAGGUGGCCAAAGACGUGUCUGUGCGUCUGCAUAACGAGCUGGAGAGCGUGGAGGACAAGCGCUCGCGGGCGGAGGACGAGAACGAGCUGCUCCGUCAGAGGAUCAUCGAGGUGGAGGUGUCCAAGCAGGCCGUUCACAAUGAGCUGGAGAGGGUGCGAGAGAGCACCCUGCGCAGGCGGCCGAGCCGAGAGAUGUUUAAAGAGAAGAAGUCCGUGGCCCAGGAGGACAGCGCUGACCUCCGCUGCCAGCUGCAGUUUGCCAAGGAGGAGUCGGCACUGAUGCGUAAGAAGAUGGCCAAGCUGGGCCGUGAGAAGGACGACCUGGAGCAGGAGCUGCAGAAGUACCGGUCCAUCUACGGGGACGUGGACAGCCCGCUGGCGGCCGCCGAGUGCGGAGGGGGCCCCCACACCACCCGGGAGGCGGAGCUGAAGCUGCGGCUGAAGCUGGUGGAGGAGGAGGCCAACAUCCUGGGGAGGAAGAUGGUGGAGCUGGAGGUGGAGAACCGGGGCCUGAGGGCGGAGAACGAGGACCUCCGCUGCCAGUACGAGGAUGUGUGCCUGGGGAGGGAGCCGCUCUGCACCCCCACCUCCCCCUUCGGCGACGCCCUGGAGUCGGGGGCCGAGCUGCGGCGCCACCUGCAGUUCGUGGAGGAGGAGGCGGAGCUCCUGCGGAGGUCCAUCUCGGAGAUCGAGGACCACAACAAGCAGCUGACCUCCGAGCUCAACCGCUUCAAGUUCGGGGUGCGGCCGGAGGACGACGGGGCCCCCAGGUCCCUGGGGGCCAACGGGGGGGGCAACGGGGGGGCCAACGGGGGGGCCUGCGGCCCUGGCCUGGGGGGGCUCCCCCUGCAGGAGGAGCUGAAAGCCGCCCGUCUCCAGAUCAACGAUCUGAGUGGGAAGGUGUUGAAGCUGCAGUAUGAGAACCGGGUGCUGAUCUCCAACGUGCAGCGCUGCGACCUGGCCUCCCAGCUGGGGCCGCGGCCGCCCAGCCCCCGCGACAGGGACAGCGACGGAGAGAGCGACAAGCGCGAGAGUGAGGACGAGGCGCCCCCGCCGCCCCGCCCCAAACGGGAGGGGCCCGUGGGCGGGGAGAGCGACUCGGAGGACCUCCAGGAGAGGACGUCCGGGUUCAGCAGCGGGAAGCAGUCGGAGCUCAGCCGCCUCAGCCCCAUGGAGCCCGCCCAGCGCAGGCGGGAUGAGGGCGAGUCCUUCGCCAACGUCCGGCGGGAGGCGGAGCGCCUGGGCCGCACGGUGGACCGCCUCAUCACCGACACCGACGGCCUCGCCCACGACGGCAGGCUGCCGCUGACGGCCGGGGAGCCCCCUGGGGCCGAGUUUAGGGGCGGCGGGGACUCCGCGGAGGCCAGGCCCGAACCCCGGGUCCUGGACACCAUCAACACGCGCAUGCGAGCCUUCAGGACCGAGCUGCACAUCUUCAUGGAGAAGGUGGAGCACCUGGGGGACGGGCUCCUCUCCCCCAUGCCGCACCUCACCGAAUCCAGCAGCUUCCUGUCCGGAGUCACCUCCAUGUCCCGCGACUCGCCCAUCGGCACUCUGGGAAGGGACAGCGUCAGCGACUUCCAGCUCCGAGACACGCCCUUGUCUGAGCCCAGCACCCCGGCACGGGAGGUCCAGGCCCGGCUGGAGCAGGAGAGGAGGUGCAGACAGGAGGAGCAGGAGGUCUAUCCUGGUCUCAGCCUGCAGGAGGAGGAUCGGAGGGACGGGGAUUUGGGCCGGAGCCUGGAGCAGGCGUGGGCCCAGCAGGAGCUGCGCCUCCUGAGGCACAGCACGGUGGUGUUCUACGUCAAGCUCCGCUCGCUGCUGGCGCACUGGCGCUCGGCCCGCAGGGCGGAGGCUGGCCCGGAGGGGGCCGUCCCCGAGUGCUUGACUCUGGAGAACGUUCCGGAGCUGGGUCUUGUGGCAGAGCAGGCAGAGGGAGGGGCAGAGAGAGGGGAGCAGCCCUGCCUCCAGCAUGGUGUUGGUGACGCCUCCUCACCGGGACGCCCUGCUCACAGCCUUGAAGUGCUCUCACCUCAGACACAGGUGAGUGACAGCCGGCGGGUGCUGCAGGCCCUGCGGGGGCUGCUGGAGGAGGUGCGCUCGGAGCUGAGGGAGGAGGAGCAGCGGCGGUGCCACCUGCAGCACACCUACGCCAGCGAGAAGGCCGCGUACCAGGUGCAGCUGGCUGAGCUGAGGAGCCAUGCACACCAGCUGCAGGAGGGCAGAGGGGAGGCGAUGUCGGCAGAAGAUCCGGAGUUUGCCGAACUCACUGGGGCAUUCCAACGGGAGAGAGAGGAGCAUCAGAGCCUCCUGACGGAGAGCCACAGCACCAACCUGGACCUGCGCUGGAAACUGCAGCACGGGGAGAAGAGGUGGACUCGGGAAAGGGCGGAGCUUCUGGAGCGAUUCGACCACGAGAAGCAGGACUGGGACUGGCAUCUGAGGGAACUACACCGCAAGAUGGAGAGGCUUCAGAGGGAGUUGAAUGGCAGGCGGGGUGAGGGGUCCCCAGAGGUGAAGGACGGUGCUCACCUGGCAUUCUCCCCUCAGGACAGCCCCCGCGCCCCCAGAUCUCCCAGAUCUCCCAGAUCUCCCAGAUCCCCCAGAUCCCCUUGCAUUGCGACCCCCACCCCUCUCUCCGCCCGUUGCCAUUCAGACUCGGAUGCACCCCUGGAGGGCCGACCGGCUGUGGUCAGGGUUAAGGGUGGAGAGAGCUCUCGCCCAGAGGAGAGCCUGUUCCUUGACGCCCUAUCACUGGACCCCCUCAGCGAGAGCAAUGUGCCCUCCCCAUCCCGGCUGGAGAAGGACAAAAGAUUCCCAUGUCUGAGCGAGGUGCUGAGUGAGAAAUCAGACCGGAAGGGUUCGAUAGCAUACCAUGAGGAAGAGAUGACCAGUGGGAACCUCCUCAGGGCCAAGUCCGUGUGCUCCAUGAGUGAAUUCCAACGUCUGAUGGACAGCUCCCCAUUCCUUCCCGACAGGACCGUACACGGGGAUGACGGAAGGCGGGACGACGUGACCCCGCCCUUGUCGCCGGACGACCUGAAAUACAUCGAAGAGUUCAACAGCAAAGGCUGGGACUUCCAGAGCAGCCAGGGCCUGGGGGCCGCGGUGGAGGUGCGGAGACCGGAGCCGGCUGAAAGCGCGUUCCAGCCCGCCUCCUGGUUCCUUACCACCAACGCCACCCUGACCACCAACACCCUGAGCAGCCCCGAGCACUCCCAGAGGCCGGCCCCGCGGAACGGCGGGGGUGCGGACCGCUAUGCCGUCCGCGUCCUCCACAGCCCCCCCCUCAGCCUGAAGCUGGAGGCCCCCUCCCUCCCCGCCGGAGCAGAGAGGCCCGGGGCCGACCCCGAGUUCAUGUUCUCGGUGACCAAAGCCAGAGGGGGUGAAGCCGUGGCGGGGGCGGACGAGGUGUUCGGGAGGUGGCCGUGCGACCUCUUGGAGACGGGGCUGCGCCCCAUCGACCGGCCCGUCUGCUCCACCGUGGGCUUCGCCUCCUCCUUGGAGCUGGAGCUGUCCAGGAACCUCAGCGACGACAUGAAGGAGGUGGCGUUUUCGGUGAGAAACGCCAUCCGCUCCAGUCCCGUCGACCGGCAGCUGAGGGACUUUGCCUGCCAGACCAACGCUUUCACCACCAGGGGGACCCAAACCACCCAGACCAUCAGCGUGGGGCUCCAGACAGAAGCUCUGAGGAACAUCACCAGCAGCCCCCACAGGUGCCUGACCCCCAAGGGGGGGUCCACCCCCAUUUCCUCCCCAUCCCGCAGCCUAAGGAAGCUGCAGUACUCCCCCGUCAUCCAGACCAAGUUUGAGCGCCCCUGCUGCUCGCCCAAAUACGGCUCCCCUAAGCUUCAGCGGAAACCCCCUGCCCCGGCCAAAGUGGAGCAGCCAAACAGCCGGGCCCCCACCCCGACCACGCCCCAGAAGGGCUACAGCGAGUCGGCCUGGGCCCGCUCCACCACCACCAGGGACAGCCCUGUCCACACCACCAUCAACGACGGGCUCUCCAGCCUCUUCAACAUCAUCGACCACACGCCCGUGGUCUACGACGCCUUACAGAAGUUCACCAAGUCUCCCAGCCGGUCCCGGCCCACCGAGGCCGGUUCUGCCGAACCCAGGUCCGCAGGUUUCGGCGUGGUCCAGGAGUUCCUAAAGAAUGUGAGGGGCAGAUCCCCCAGCCCCAUCCAGCUGAUUGUAGAAACCCACGGGGACAAGAACUCCGAAGUCAUCAGCAUCAGGCAGGACCUCUCCGCUCCUCCGGGCUACACCCUCGCGGAGAACGCAGCCAGGAUCCUGAAUAAGAGGCUGAUGGAGCAGGGCAUUGAGGAGGAGAGGAGAGGCCUAUCAGGCAGUCAGAACAGCCUGGCCAAGGAAGGGAGACCCAGCGAGGGCGAGAAGGGAGCUAUAGAGGAACUGCCACGCUCUCCUGUAGCUCCGCCCCUGGACUCCUGCUUUUUGAGACCUGCCCGUCCAGCCAAUCAGCGGCCGCCGUCUCGCUGGGCGGCCCGCUCCCCGUCCUCCUCUCCACGCUGGUCGCAGACGCCCGAGAGGACGUUCCACUUCCCGCUGCCGGAGCCCUGCCAGGUGCUGCCGGAGACCGAAGAACCUGGUUGAGGACAGUAGCCAAGCUCUGCAGAACACCGCCAUUAUGCCCACUUCACUUACCAGUGCCACAGACCACACCUCUGAAACCCAGGACACCAGCCUGAAAAAUAUCCUGGGAGAAAAAGUGCACGUCACAGAAACACGGAUCUGGAAUGUGCUCAAAUGAUAAAGAAAUCUGAUAAAGGUGCCUGCAUAAACUUAUUGAGUUAUUGAUUGUACAUAUACAGUAUAUACACAGUAUAUAUAUUUAUUUACGAUAAAUCUAGUUUAGUCGCCAUAUUAUUUUUUAUGGGUUAAUCAGAUGUGUUUUUAAGGAAAGCUCUGGUUUGGUAGCGUUAUUUCAGCUGCCCCAUUGUCAGGACUGCUUCAGUUGGAGACUUCUUGUUUUUGGCACAUUUGACAUUAUUUUUCCCUUCUGUGUAUACAUUUCUGUCCAGUUUUCUUUAAAGUGUUCCUGGAGUGAACUGAAAGAAAAUGGUCAUUGUAAGAUAUGACAACAAAGGUGAACAUUUUUGCUUUAAUGAAUGAAUGUUCCGCUCUAAUGAAUGCACUACAGUGGUUACACAGUGACAGGACAUGGCCACAGAUUGUCAGGCAGUUGUGCACAUCUGUGUAAUAUUUGAUCAGCAUGCCUCUUGAAUACUAGCACUUUAGUGCAUGUAUGUACUGUACACAAGCUAACAUAUGUCACCAUCACUCAUAGUGUGAGCUGUAGAGCACCACUGUAAAAACUAUGUGAGGGUAUUCUUGUACUGUAAUUUUGUUGUUACCUAAUUUGCAUCAGUUUAAGUUAAAACUAUUUUUAAAGUAAAUGAUUGUACCUAAAUCUGUAUUUGUACAGGUGUUGUGAGCAGAUUUGAUUUCGGUUUGUUUUUGUUUUCUUUUAGAAGAACAAACACUGAUUGUAAAAAUAAAAAGAGUGUCGUCAUUGGAAUGUCAGUGUAAGACCUGGUAUUAUCUGGUAUUAAAUGAAUGUAUGUUUACAGCAA
Messenger RNA from Conger conger (European conger), 7035 nucleotides. RefSeq names its product microtubule cross-linking factor 1-like. The coding region runs from base 326 to 6055 and encodes 1909 amino acids. The record is from RefSeq and is a predicted model, not a curated record. Gene Ontology annotation, biological process: regulation of autophagy. NCBI's taxonomy places the organism in Eukaryota, Metazoa, Chordata, Actinopteri, Anguilliformes, Congridae. The transcript is spliced from 14 exons.